GUGGGAACUGGGAGAGGUCACGUGACCGAGUCAACGAUCCAAAUAUGGAGCGCCGGUUGAAGCUACUUGCCCAUACAUGGCGUUUCCGUCCGUGACGUCGCUCCUUAAACGGAAAAAGAAGGCGGUGCCGCGGUGAUACAAAUAACAGCCUGACACUUCCGGCUCCGCAGUAACACAACUGCUGCAGUUCACACAGCGACAUGACCGAGCUACAGGGGUUAUUUACCGCACUAACGGGAACACGUACAAUCAGAUCCGUUUUUUAGGUCAAGAAAAAGAAAAAAAAAGAGUUUAUAAAAGUUUUUAAAGGACGUUAUAACUAUUUAUUUUCACUAAAAAAUCUUCUUUUCAGUGUUUAUUUAUUUAUUAGUUAGUUUUUUUAACAUUACUUACUUUUAUAAAUUGAAUUAAAUUACAGAAAAAUAUUAAAGAAUUAAAAAAAUACAUAAUAAUAAUAAUAAUAAUAAUAAUAAUAAUAAUAAUAAUAAUAAUAAUAAUAUAAUGGGGGUUAUCGGAGAACCGGUUGAAAUCACAAGCGAAGAGCUCGUGCAGAUGCUCGUGACACCGGAGAUCAGCGGGGCGCUGCUGCUGCUGGACUGCCGUCCGUUCCUUGCUUUCUCGCGCGCGCACAUCUGCCGCGCGCACAACGCCGCGUGGAACUCGCUGCUGCGGCGCAGGUGCAGCCGUGGCACGGAAUCCGGCGCGCGCCUCGACUGCCUGCUCGCCGACAGGUCUCUGCUGGGGCGCGUGCGCACAGGGGAGUUCCGCCAGAUCGUGGUGCUGGACGAGAAAAGCCGCGCGGUCACCGAGCUGGAGCGCGAGAGCAUGACGGGUCUGGUGCUGUGCGCGCUCCAGAGAGAGCUGCACGCGGGCACGGCGCGGAUCUGCUUCCUGCAAGGUGGAUUCGAUGGUUUCUUGGCGCUCUACCCUGAGCUGUGUAUCAGUGCACAGGAUGUUUGUGGGACUCAAACGACGCUGAGCGAGUCAGAGCAACGAGUCUCCGGCAGAACAACACCUCUUUACGAUCAGGGGGGUCCUGUAGAGAUCUUGCCCUUUCUGUUUCUGGGCAGCGCUCAUCAUUCGUCUCAGAGGGAGCUGCUGAGGCGCUGCAACAUCACAGCCGUCCUUAACGUCUCCUCGUCCUGCCCCAAUCUGUUUGAGCAUGAGCUGAGCUACAUGACCCUGAGGGUGGAGGACAGCAUGGCGGCGGACAUCCGAGUGCUCUUCCCAAAGGCCAUCCACUUUAUCGAUUCAGUGAAAGAAAGUGGCGGUCGAGUUCUGGUCCACUGCCAGGCCGGCAUCUCCCGCUCGGCCACAAUCUGCCUGGCGUAUCUAAUCCACGCCCGCCGCGUGCGCCUGAACGAGGCUUUCGAGUUCGUGAAGCGCCGACGACAGGUCAUCUCCCCAAACCUGGCCUUCAUGGGCCAGCUACUGCAGUUCGAGACAGACGUUCUGUGUCCUUACACGGUUCUGGACACGGAGGAUGGCGCCACUGCAUUUCAGUACCUCUGCACAGACAACACAGACCUUUCAUGACUUUUAUCGAGACUGUCUGAUUGCUGGGAUUCCCUUCGUACUGUGACACGUGGCUCGCUUUAACGAUAUUUGACCACAAACAUUUCAUCGUUCAGUCCGUCAUACACAUUCGUUCGCUUUACGGGAUUCUCUUGAAUCCACAGGAUGAGCCAAAUACAAUGUGUAUGUAUCUAGUCUACAGGCUAAAGUGCACUAAGCAACUACCUGCACAAGACUUUGACACAAGGUGUGUGUUAAACCCAUCUGAGAUCAUCGGGUCAUUUUUAUGUAUUCACUGGGGCCCAUCAAACUAAUCAGCACAGAAUACUAAUGCAUAUGAUGAUGAAUACAACUCUGAGAAAUGUUGCUAACACGUCUAAAAAUCUUCAGCUAGGCUCGAGCGAUAUAACAAAAACAGUAUAUCCAUACGACACUCAAAUAUAUUUCAUGUAUCGAGAUAUUUCAUUUAGCGAACAAAUCAAUACAGACAAAUGACAAACUUUAUCACUAAUCAUUAUCUGUUUCCAAAGCUACGUUGGGCCAGUGUUUUAGAGGUGCUUUAAAAAAUUCAUACCCAUAUUCUUGUGAUUUCUGGUCAUAGAUCACAUGAAUCAUUUCACCAUAUUGCUCACUCUUCAAGCCAACGUCAUUCGUAACACUUCUUGUGACAAAGUGUGGAAUUCCACCAUGUUGAUUUUGCACCAAAAGUGUAGCCUUGUAGCUACGUGAGGAUUUUCGUGCCAUCUCAAAACAAAACACGCUGGUUUUGGUUUUGUAUCUCAUACAAUUUUAAUCCUGUGGAUUUCCAAGUCAAUAUCAAACAGCGAAUCAGCUAGCUAGCCGAUGCUAGUGCCGAUCACUUAGCCACUACAUUCUCUUCAAGUGGCCUGAUUUCUGUGACUACUGAUGUAGUACCGAAUCCGUCGCAGAUGAGUCGAACAAGCGGACGAGGCGACGGGGGGGAAGUGCGACACAACUACUGCCUCCUGCAUACUUUAACCAAAGACGUUAAGAUCUUUUUGCUCUGGAUACAACAAGACCAUCCGACACCGACUCGGUCACUGAGACUGGACAAUGCUUGGUUUAUGUGCAGAUAACUCCAACUCAGGGAGGGACCUAAACAACUGUGAUCUCGUAUUUCAAACUAGACUAACUAUAAUACAGUCCUGCGAUGUAUUUUACACGGUCCGCAUAUUUUUUGUUACUCAAUCAGAAGGUCAUGUAACAAACAAAGAUUUUUUUUCUUUUGCUGUAAAUACUGUUGAUCCCCUAAACAUGCACUUUAUUUUUAUUUGUAAAUAGUGUGUUUUGAUUUGUUAAUAUUAUUGUAUAAGCUGCCAUAUUCAGUCCUCCAUUAAAAGACAUUUGUCGAACCAGUGGUUCCCAGA
This is a messenger RNA of Tachysurus fulvidraco (yellow catfish), 2903 nucleotides long. RefSeq names its product dual specificity phosphatase 2 (gene dusp2). Gene Ontology annotation, cellular component: nucleus; cytoplasm. Gene Ontology annotation, molecular function: protein tyrosine/threonine phosphatase activity; MAP kinase tyrosine/serine/threonine phosphatase activity. Bases 502 to 1536 code for a protein of 344 amino acids. The record is from RefSeq and is a predicted model, not a curated record. The transcript has 4 exons. Gene Ontology annotation, biological process: protein dephosphorylation; endoderm formation; negative regulation of MAPK cascade. Lineage: Eukaryota; Metazoa; Chordata; Actinopteri; Siluriformes; Bagridae.